GCUAGUGCCGAAGUUAGUACUAAAUUUUCCAUUCAUGGUGUUUUUGUUGUCUCUCAAACACGCAGGCGGCGGUAUUUUCUUCUUGCGCGACGAUUCUCCACACAAAAGGCAUAUUUCCGUGCUCUGAAAUCGCGUUCUGGUUCGGUCGAUCGGCUACGAUUAUCCCCCGAAAGAUACACGGGAGUGUUCCGGAUAUUGUGCGCGAGGGGCGACAAGGAUUUGUGGCUGUAGUUUUUCCUCCUGAGGAGGGCGUCGAAUGCGCGUGGAAUUUUCUUGCCAGCAGCACUAGUUCGGAUUACGGGAAGAGAGAAGAAAAAAAAAGGCAAGGACUCAACCGAAAAGCUAGAGGUGUGCUUUUCACCGGCAUCGCGUCCGGGAAUUUUUCGAGCGAAAGACGAUUACCAUUGAUAAGAGGCGUUGAAUAACAUCUAAACGCAGAAAAGCGAAAGGGGAAGAAUUAGAGGCGAGCAUAUUUUGUCAGUAGACAAACGGAAGAUCAACACCAUCGGCAUUAGCUGAUAAAGGUGAAAACAUUUAAGGCAAGGAGCAAAGCAUCUUCACUACUACUAUCACUACUUGUUGCGAACGACACUUUUGGUGGAUUGCAAGAAGGGGCUCAAUAGUGAACCAUUUACUGAAGUCAAAAUCAACAGCAUGGGUGACGCUAUCAACUUUGGACCGGCCUGGCUCCGCAAGGUUGCUACCUUCGAUAGUAACGCCGUGAGCAGCAUCGGUGGUCCACCCCAUAGUAACAACAACAACAAUGCCACCAACAGUAACAGUAGCAGUAGCAGCAGCAUCAGCAACAAUCAGCAGACCAGCAGCAGCAACAUCAACAUCAACAACAACAGUACCAGCAGUUUGAGCGGAGGAGGUGGCGGUGGUGGCGGCACGAUGCCAGGAGCAACGGCAGCAUCGUUGGCGGCUGCUAAUGCAAUGGCGGCAGCAGCAGCAGCCGCCGCCGCUUCCUCGGGGACGCGCUAUCCGCUAGCCGAAUUUCGAUACGGGCGGGAGGAGAUGUUGGCACUGUUUGACAUCAAAGCAGUCAAAACGCCAGAGAUACUGCCGAACUUCAAAUAUCUCUAUAUAGAGAAGGUGCAGUGUCCUCUGGCGUUGACUCCCUGUACCGAGGAAGAAGGGACACCGGAAGCGGAUACCAGGCGCCUUUGGCAAACUCGAAGCAUCUCCUUGGGUGUGCCGGGACGCGGGGCUCGUGGCGGUUCGGUCGAUCGAGGUAGAGGUCGCGGUAGGGGUGUCUAUCUUGGUGGUUAUCAACGGUCAACCUCUUUCUAUGACGAUGAAUCCAGGAGCGUGGGAAGAGGUGAUCGACCAUGGCUGGAACGGAACGGAACCGGUGGGCCAAUCGGAGGCGGUAGUACUGGACCUGGAGGGCCUGGCGGAGCCGAAAUCGAUUGGAACAAUUCGUCUUCGUCGCCGCGUAAGGAGUUUGGUGUACGGACUCGGUCUGCGAACAUGGAAAGCUGGCGUAGAACUCGACCAGAGGAGGAACCCACGGCCACGGAUUGGCGCAGUGGCGGUUUGAAUACGAGCCUUUCGGGAUCUAACUUGCGGGACAAGUGGUCUCGAUCGACUAGCUGGCGGGAGGAGGACAGCGGUGCAGGCGACGGGUCCGUGUUGGGUCGUCCCGGGCUGAAUAGCUUGCACACGUCAGCUAGUAGCGAACGUAUGAUCCCUUCAUCGGGGGUCUAUAAACCGCGCAUGUCCGCCUUGAGUGGUCCUGGUGCUGCUGGUGAGCUGAAUACUAGUGGAGGUAGUAGUGGUGGAGGUAUUUUGAGACGUCAUUGGGAUACGGAGGAUCAACUUCCGGAAUGGGCUACGGAAAAUCCAUCCGAUUACGGUGGAAGCUUCGAUGCCAGUGGUGCGUUCCAUGAUUCGGAUAAUGACAAUGACGGCCGUCUGGAAGACGACGGUAGUAGAGAGAAUCACGUUGACAGGAAGCAUGGACUUGUCCCCAGUUCCAGAAGGAGUGUAUCCUCGAAAGAAGGCAGCGAAGCAAAGGAAGAAGUAAUAGUAACCAAUCAUCUAACGGAGAAUCAAAGUUUGGUAGAUGAUCUGUCCAAGGUGAAUAAAAAAGAAGACACACCGAAGACUGAUCAAAAACUGGAACCAGAAGUUGUGAAACCAAAAGAUGAAGUCACUAGUGUGAAGGGCAUCUCAUCCUCCCGAGAGUCCGUCGUAAAUUCGCACCUUCCUCCAAGCGAUGUUGCAAAAACGACCCCCCAUGAAAAGGAUGCUGAUAUUGAUAUUCCGAAAUCGGUUGCCAAUGAUUUAGCUAGUAGUUCUGUAAGCAACAUUCACAAACCCAGUGUGACUCUUGACAAAGCUAACAAUGAGGCGCAAUCUAGAGACGAGCCGAAAAAAUCUGCAUCUAGUUCUAGCGUGGAUCGCAUGCAAGAGGUAGCAGAUGAUAUGGUGGCACAAUUGAUCAUGGAUGAUGAAUACACGGGAACCAGCGAACCGGAUCCCGUAUCCCGUGCGAUGGACAAGUCUCCUGUUCUUGGUGCUCAAAUUCCGAUCAACUUGCUUCUCUCGAAAGAUCCUGUAGCGAUGCAGCAACUUUUUGGAUCCGGCAACAGUAACAGUAGUGGAGGAAAUCGAAGCAUGUUGACGUCAGAUAUGAACCGGUCAAUGUUGCAUGGCGUGGGCCCCCAAAUACCACCAAUGGUGGCAGGAACCGAUAUUUGGUAUUACCGUGACCCUCAGGGCAAGGUGCAAGGUCCAUUCCCUGCUUCCGAGAUGACCGAGUGGUAUCGGGCCGGCUAUUUUGACGAUUCUCUAUCCGUGCGACGUGCGUGCGAUGAAAUCUACACUACCCUUGGUACGUUUGUGGCUCUCUGUAGCGGUGCCAUUCCAUUUUUGAACUCGAUGAACAUACCACCGAUUAAGAGUAGUAGUGUUAAUUCGAAGCCACAGCAGCAGCCACAACCUCCGCCUGGUCCAACAAGCUCAUUCCAGCAACAAAAAUCAGCUGCCACACUCCAACAUCUCCAGCAGCAGCAACAACAACAACAGCAACAGCCUCCGCAGCUUGAUUCUGAUCUUUCGGCUCAGUUCCAGUUUACGAAAAAGCUGCAUCUGCUGCGUCAGCAGAGUCUUCUCAUGCAGAAACUAGCGUCUUCUGAAAACUGGCCUCUUAUGUCACAAGAGCAGCAGAAUGCCAUCAUCGCUCAACAUAUGGCCCAGUUACAGCUGACUGAUAGUAUGCUGAUCUCGCCUUCGCUUCCAACACCAACCAGCUCAUCGAAUCCGCCGAAUCCGGCAAGUAUUUUCGGUGGCGUUCUUCCGCCAUCACAGGAUUCACUAGUCAAUCUCAAACAGGCCCAGCAACAUCAAGCCCAACAUCAGGCGGCCCAAGUGCAGCAGUCGCAGCCUCCUUCACAACCUGGUCAACAUCCGGUACUAGAACAGCUGCAAAAAUCUAACAGUCUGACUAAUGCGUUCCAAAAGAUGCAACUACCAGACUUUGGACCGUCGCAACCUGGUCGCCCUAUGCUUGGUAAUUUGAAUGUCGAUCACACUGCUGGCCAUGAUCAUAUUGGGCAACUCGGGCAACUCCAUAAUAUUAAUUUUAAUCACCAACCGCUAGUACAAAAUCAUCCCCUCGGCUCCAGUAUGCUUCUGAAGCAUAAUCUGAUGGGCAACCUUACACAGCAGCCGCAACAACAACAACCACCCCAACCCCAGGUACCAAAACCGAAUCUGGAAAACGAUCCCAUACAGUCGUUGUUGAUGCAACUAUCGAUGCAUAAACAACAGCAGCAACAACCACCACAGCAGCAGCAGCCGCAACCGAGCAAGAAUCCACUCGAAAUGAUGUCACCUUGGUUGCAAACCCAAGGAAUGCCUCCACAGCAACCGCAACAACAACCAUCCCAACGCCCUCUGAGCAGUGGUUGGGGCGAUUUGCCACCGACGAGUGCCACUUCUUUCGGUUCAUUGAUGCAGCAGCAUCAACAACAGCAGCAACAGCCGCAGCAACCUUCGACUCAAUCGCAGCCUCAACCGGUUCAUCUGGGCGGAAACCAUCCGCUCAUGAAUGCCCUCAACUCUGCUAACGAACCGCAGGCCCCAUCUGUCGUUUCACUGUUCAAGCAUCAUCAACAAGCAGAGAAACAAAACCAAGACAAGCUUGUUGUUGAAUCUCAACAGCAAAACCAUUUGCAUCAGCAACAGCAACAACAUUUAUCGCAGCACCAACAGCUGCAACAGCAGCAGCAACAACAGCAGCAACAGCAUCAUCAUCAUCAGCAACAAUCACAGUUGCAACAACAGCCUUCUCAACAGCAGCAACAGCAGCAACAACAACAACAAAUCAAUCAUCAGCAGACACAACAACAAAAGCAGCAACAACCACGGCAUGAAAGUGUAACUGCUUUGCAGCAACAACAUCAGCAACCCCAACAGCAGCAGUUUAUUUCUCACUCUCAAAAAGAGGAACGUAAAGAGCAGCAUGAUCAUCACUUGCAGCAAGCUCAACAACAGAUACAACAGCAACAACAAACACACUUCUCGCAAGUUGCCAAAUCCGACAAACCAGUGAGCAACAAUAAGCAACAUAGCAACAAAAUUAUCAACAACAUUGAUAAUGAUGAUCAACAACAGCAACCACCACAGCAACAUCAGCAGCAAUCUCAAAAAUCUGGCGUUGCUCAGCAGAAGGGAAAUAAGAAGCCGCCAGCAAAUCAGCAAAACAAACAGCACACUCCCGAUGACGAUCAGGGAGAGUUUAUCAACAUGAAGAAAGAAAUUGAGGAGAAGAAACGACAGAAAGAGUUAAAAAAGCAACAACAGGAAGAACUGAAGCGAAAACAGCUGGAAGAGAAGAAAAAGCAGGAAGAGAUUGAAGCCCAAAAGAAGGCUAAACUGUUGGAAGUUCAACGCAGAGAAGCGAUCAAGAUCCAAGAGCAACAGCAACCAACACCGCAGCAUCAGCAACAGGCUCGCCCGGCUGCAAAGGCUGCUCCGUGGUCUGCUACUGCUGCCGAAACUGCCAAUGUCGGAGGGCCCAGCUUGGCUGAAAUUCAGAAAGCUGAACGUGAACGUCGUGCUGUCCUGGCUCGUCAGGAGCAAACACUGCGCGAGCAACAGCAACAGCAUGAAUUGCUCGAAUUACAAUCUCAACUGGAUAGUAAGCUCAAGUGGAACCCUCAAAAUCUGGUACCACAGAACAUAAAAUCCUUGGCAGAAAUCCAAGCUGAAGAAGCUGCAGCUGCUGAGCGUACUAGAGAAAAGAAUGCGGCAACCAUUACUGCUGCAGCUAUUGCUGCAUCGGCUGCUAAAGCCGCCAAGAAAGAUGAUAUGUUGGGAACGGCAGUCUGGCAGAACCAGGGAGGUGUACUUACCUGGAACACGACCAAGUUGUGGGGUAACGGUGGUGACGAAAUGAGCUCUGGUGGCUUCUGGGAGGAACCAAAUUCCUCAAAUAACAAAAAUGGUCGUAAGCAACAACAAAACGCCCAUCAACAGCAACAACAGCAGGCACAAAAUCAGAAACAACUGCUGAGUAAGAGUAAGACAAUGGGCAGCAUUUCUACUGCUGCGUCUUCAAAUGCUGUGGCAGCCGCCAAGCAACAGCAGCAGCAAAAGAAUCAUCAGCAACAACAGCAGCAGCAACAACACCAGGCUAAGAAUGCUACCGGAAAAGGAGCUUCAGCUGGUGGAAAGAGCUCUGCCGCAUCUUCGCAUGCCGCUAAAGACGAGCGUGGACAUCGCGGCGGAGACCAAACUAACGAGUUUACCGGUUGGUGCACUCGUGCGCUAACCUCCCUGAAUAGCAAUGUUGAUAUUCCAACAUUCGUCGGGUUUUUGCAGGACAUAGAAUCACCGUUCGAAGUGAAGGACUACAUUAGACUUUAUCUCGGUGAAACCAAAGAGUGCUCCGAGUUUGCGAAGCAAUUUUUGGAAAGACGUUCCAAGUACAAAAACCAGAUGCGCCAGAAGAACGCCCACAUUGAUGACAUGUGCAAGCCGGCCCCGGCCAUCAAUCCAUCGUCCAACGAUUUCCAAGAAAUCAAGGGCAAAAACAAGAAGGUGAAGAAGGGCAAGAUGACGAAGCUCGACAAUCGAAUUCUGGGCUUUUCGGUGACCGCUGCUCCAGACCGUUUGAACGUUGGCGAUCGCGACUAUGGUGAUAAUGCUUAGAAGACUUCGGUCCCCGUCGUGCUCCGGACUACUAAACCGGACAAACGGGGCCGAAGAACUGUGGUAAGCUAGAAAGAAGAAAAAGAAGAAGGUAAAGGAUGCAGAAUUACACACAUUUUCUGAAUUUUGGAUUCUGUUGAGUUAAUGAAGAUGUUCCGAUAAAAAGGGCACAUUACUUUAGAUAGGAAGAUCGAGUGGUAAACUUCAGACUGCCACAGAUAACCAGAUCAGAUCCUUAGGAAGUUAGAUAUUUUAUGUAUGUUGGAAUACGAAAAAAAGGUUUGGUACCGUUUCUUAGGUUGUAAGUUCGAGGCAAUCGUUCGUUGUUAGUUGUUAGGUUUUUCCCUUUUCGAUCCCGAAAAAAUCGAUCAUUGUAUACCUCUUUUGGCUGAGAAAAAAAACCAUCACCGGAAAUACGAAAUGAUCAUUCGGCAGAAAAAGUUCGCAAAACCAACAUUACUGGAGAAUGUAGGCAGAGUUGUAAUAUUUUAUUAUUUUCAUUUUCAUCUUGAAAGAUACAUAUGCUAGUUGCGUUCGAGUUUGAGCAACAUAAUUUGCAAUGAAUAAGAUUUGAAGCAGUUUACGAACUACUCUGUUGAGUUGGUUGGUUCUUUUUAAUGCUUACUAAUUGAAUUUAUUUAGAGUUAUCUUUCUUAUUUUCCGAUUGAUGGAAUUCGUUGAAAAAUUAUCUACGUUAUUGGAGUUGUACAAGUUGUACAGAUAUUCGCUGGGAAAAGAGACAUAAUAUAGCUAUGGAUUAAUAAUUGAUUGUUGAACUGUUGAUUGAAUGAAAGAACUAAUCGAACUGCUUUUUUGAGUUCGCUAUUUUGUUUAUUUACCUAAUGUCUCGCAAAAUGUCACACCGCCACAUCAACACUUUUAACUGAUUCUCUAGUAUUUCAUGAGAUGGCAAUUUUCCAUUUGUGUUAUUUAUUAAGAGUUAUUACCAAUAUUCAAAUUAGGCAUAUUUAUUUCAAUUCAAGGUCACAAAGAUUUUUAUUUCCACUUUCCUUAACGAAUUUCAAAUAAAUGUUUCUUGUUUUUCUAAAAUAUGUACGUACACUUAUACAAGUCUACGUAAGACUGUAUUCUUUUUGUUUUAUCCAUAUUUCUAAAUUAUGAAAGAGUUUAAAAGUGAAACAAUAUUUUAUCAAACUUUUUUUUUGAUUUACGAAUGGUUUUAUUAAGGCAUUUUACUUUUUUUUUUUAUCAAAAUGGUCGAAAGGAUUCAGUUUUUGGAACACGUUUUGAAAAUAGGUGAGAAUCCAUUUCAUAGCUAAUCAGAACGAAUGGUUUUGUAAUUUUUUCUGCCAAUGAUUUUUUUUCGGGAUCAAUUCGACUCUGUUUUUUAGUUCGCUGCAAAAUGUAUAACUAUCAUGAAACAAUAAAUGAAAGUAAAGUAUCCAACUAUUAGCAACACAUAAAAUUAAAACGGAAAAAUAAAAUAAUUACAUAGUACGAAUAACAAUUAGCAUUACUGUAAUACCAUCAAAAACCAUAACGAAUCAACAGAGCUAUCAAAAACAUAUGAUCACUAACAUCAACAAUUAUUAUCGAAACAUAGCCAAAAAUGUGUGUAAUUUUACGUGUGGAGAUCGUCAAAUAUUCAAAAAACGAAAAACUACCGUCUCGGAGACUUUGGUUCGAUUGUUGAGUUACUAUUCUUCUUGUCAGUGCAGAUAAGCAAACAUAUUCAAACCACUAGAAAUAAUACACGGGACCCAGUUUUCUUUAUAUUAUUGCAUGGAUAAGUCGAACGACCUACUCUCUUUCUCUCUUCCUUGGAUUUGAAUUUAAUUCUCUCAAAAACGUCUGAUUUACAUUUUCAUAGAAAAUCAAAAUACGAAAACCUCAAAAGAAAAAAAACGGAGAGAAAGAGAUACUGCAACAAGUGUGUAGUAACAACGGAAGAUGUUAAGUUCUAAACUUUGUUUCCUAGGUGAGAAAUUCAAGACAAAAACAAAAACUUCAACAGAGCUUCCAUCAACGGAUUGUGCAAAGACCAAAAUCCAGAGUUCUGGAUAGAGAGAAAAAAAAACUUCGUUUAAUUGUUCAAUAGACAUGUUACACUUGAAAGCUUAAAUGCAAAAAUUAAAACCAGAGAAAGAGAGCUAUUUUUAAAAUAUUAAAAUUUGUUUACUUCUUCGCGUUUCUUCAGUACUUGCGUGUCUAUGGCUAAAGGGGAAAGAUUUUAAGGACAUUAGAUAUUUGAAAAAUGGCAUAAGCUGAUGAUAAAGUUUAUUUUUCUCUUCUUUAAGAUAACUCGUUAAGAAAACUACAACAAUAAAGUGACACGUUUAAAAAAACGGAAAAACUGCUGCUGCUGAUGAUGAUGAAACAAUGAUGAUGAUGAUAAUGUUUAUACGAUAAUAAAAAAUAAUCUAAUAAUGAUAAUGAUGAUGAUGCUGCUACUUGAUCGUUUUACUGUAUUCGUUUGACAAAAAAAAACUAUUAUCCUUAUUAUACAUCAACCACCAGUUUAUUUCCUUUCUGAGAAAAGAGCAAUGGAGUUAUAAUUAAAAAAUGCCGAUCCCCAGGAUCGCGAUUGUUUGUAUGAUCGUUCGAGAGGCGGAGGCGAACUAAAUAAUGUUACAGAAAAAAUACAAGAAAAUCAAGCGCCAAGCGAAAGAAAAAAAGUAAGAAAACUCGGAGAGAAGAAUGCGACAUUUAACAACAGAAACAAAAGAACGUCGUUGGAGAAUUACCAAGAAGGGUACCGUUAAUAAUAAAUCAGCGUAUGAAGACGAAAAACAACACAAAACUGAGAAAAUAAGAAAGGAAAUUGUAAAAUUAGUAACAGAUGAUAAACAGAUGAGAAGCCAGAAAAUGAAAUGAUGAUACUUUACACAAUUUCGUAUAUAAAAAGAAUAAAAAAUAGAAGUUAUAUACCUUUGAAAAAUUCA
Messenger RNA from Uranotaenia lowii, 9065 nucleotides. RefSeq names its product GIGYF family protein Gyf (gene Gyf). The record is from RefSeq and is a predicted model, not a curated record. NCBI's taxonomy places the organism in Eukaryota, Metazoa, Arthropoda, Insecta, Diptera, Culicidae. The transcript has 8 exons. The coding region runs from base 655 to 6162 and encodes 1835 amino acids. Gene Ontology annotation, molecular function: protein binding.